Molecule: messenger RNA, 3292 nt
Organism: Myiozetetes cayanensis
Lineage: Eukaryota; Metazoa; Chordata; Aves; Passeriformes; Tyrannidae
Gene: WASF3
Product: WASP family member 3
Exons: 11
Coding region: 274-1782 (502 amino acids)
Biological process (GO): actin cytoskeleton organization; positive regulation of Arp2/3 complex-mediated actin nucleation
Cellular component (GO): cytoskeleton; SCAR complex
Molecular function (GO): protein kinase A regulatory subunit binding; actin binding; Arp2/3 complex binding
Source: RefSeq, a predicted model, not a curated record
CCGGAGCGGCGGAACGGCGGCGGCUGGAGCGGGAGGGGGAUCGGGAUGGGACGGAGCGCGGCGCCAGAGAAGGCCACCUGAGCGGGCUAGCAAGUUACAGAACAGCUGUCUCCUAAAAGGUAUAAACAGUGAAGAUUUUCUGUGUGCUCCUUUUUAAAUGUUUUCAGAGUGAAGAUAAGCAUGAGAAAAAGAAGAGACUUCAAAACUAGGCGAGGGAUAUUCAUAGAUGUUCUGAGGAAAGCUCAUCCUGUGGAGAAAUAGAGGUUGUGAGCCAUGCCUUUGGUGAAAAGGAACAUUGAACCACGGCAUCUCUGCCGAGGAGCUCUGCCAGAGGGAAUUACAAGUGAACUGGAAUGCGUAACGAAUAGUACCCUUGCUGCUAUCAUACGCCAGCUAAGCAGCUUAAGCAAACAUGCUGAAGACAUAUUUGGUGAAUUGUUUAAUGAGGCCAACAGCUUCUACAUCAGAGCAAAUUCCCUUCAAGACAGAAUUGAUCGCCUUGCUGUCAAAGUUACCCAGCUGGAUUCAACAGUAGAAGAGGUAUCCUUACAGGAUAUCAACAUGAAAAAAGCAUUCAAGAGCUCAACAAUUCAAGAUCAGCAGGUAGUUUCAAAGAACAGCAUUCCAAACCCAGUGGCUGAUAUUUAUAAUCAGAGUGACAAACCACCACCUCUGAAUAUUCUUUCACCUUAUAGGGAUGAUAAAAAAGAUGGAUUGAAGUUUUAUACUGAUCCUUCCUAUUUUUUUGAUCUAUGGAAAGAAAAAAUGUUACAGGAUACUGAAGAUAAGCGAAAAGAAAAGAGGAGACAAAAGGAGCAAAAACGUAUAGAUGGCACCACCCGUGAGGUGAAAAAGGUUAGAAAAGCCAGGAACAGACGCCAGGAGUGGAAUAUGAUGGCAUAUGACAAAGAGCUUAGACCUGACAACAGGUUGUCUCAAAGUGUGUACCAUGGAGCAUCUUCCGAGGGAUCACUGUCCCCAGAUACUAGGUCCCAUGCAUCUGAUGUUACAGAUUAUUCUUAUCCUGCCACUCCAAAUCAUUCCCUCCAUCAGCAGAUAGCAAUGCCUUCAUACGGAGCAGGAGAUGGUCCACAGUACAUGGCAGCAUCCCAAAGCCAUGAGCACGAAUACAGACCACCUUCCACCACUGUACGACAUGCUACUUUAAACAGACCUCAGCAACCGCCUCCACCUCCACCCCAGCCUUCAGAUGGCCAGCAUAGCUCAGUACCUGUGGUACCAGCGGAAUAUGGGAUGCUUCCAGCUCAGAUGGUGGAUUAUUACAACCCUACAGGUCCUCCCCCUCCUCCUCCUCCCCCUAUGAUUCCUUCAGCACAAACUGCAUUUGUUAGUCCCCUUCAGCUUCCUGUGCCACCUUCCCACUCUGGACUGGUGACCGGCUCUACAUAUGCAGCUGCUCAUCCUCCUCCUUCUAGUGGGCUUGUUGUCACUGCUCCUCCUCCCCCUGGCCCACCUCCUCCCCCUCCAGGCCCUCCUGCUGCAGGUGCAUCCCUCUCUUCCUCCCCAAUGCACGCUUCUCCGGCGUCAGAGGCAAAGCGCCAUGAACCUGCCCAGGCACCGAUAAGCGACGCACGGAGCGAUCUCCUUGCUGCCAUUAGAAUGGGAAUUCAGCUGAAGAAGGUGCAGGAGCAACGUGAGCAAGAAGCCAAGCGCGAGCCUGUUGGCAAUGAUGUGGCGACCAUCCUUUCGAGGCGCAUUGCGGUGGAAUACAGCGAUUCCGAUGAUGAUUCAGAGUUUGAUGAGAACGACUGGUCAGACUGAGUAUGGUCCAAGCCCAGUGGCGACUACAUUAAAUACUUGGCAUCAGUGGCUGCUCUCUUAGCGAGAUGUAAAGCAGGACGUUGACAUGUGUUAAGGCUAGUGAUGGAAGUGCUAAAAUUGAACUGGUAUUAUUCAGAAUGCUGUAGCUUAGCAACUCUGGUAAUCAUGAUGUGAUUAUGCUUAUGCAGAUCAGAAACUUGUCUUACUUUCAGUAUUUACUGCAUAAUACUUAAGUGCCACUAAAUGUAGCAACUCAUGUGCUGCGUGCAAAAUAUGCUGCAGUUGUUGCACUGUUACAGAACCAGCAUUUUAUUUUACUUUCCUGAUCUUGAAGGGAUAAAAUAUAUUUUUUUGACUUUACACCUUAUUCUUUUAAUUAUGUAAGAAAUUUAGGUACUUGUGAAUUGGUCUGGUUGUUAGUCUUUGAGGGCAGUUAACUAUAUGACUGAGUGAAGUGUUGAGUUCCAUAGGUGUGACUUUUAGCUUUUUUUAAUUAGGUACUAAUUAUGCCUACCUUAGUCUAUUUUUAACCACUUCUGGGCUUAUGCUUUUAUGCAUAAAGAAUUGAUUUUAUAUUAUUUUCCUUUUUAUCUUAAAAAUGUAGCAGAUGAUGAAAUGUAUACUUUGAAGAAUGAAUCCAUAUGAUCCAAAAAGAACAUUUGGUGAGCAGACUGGAUAUGUCUGUAACAGUACCAGCUUUAGGUUGCUGGCUGCUUGUUGGGAAGAGUGCUGGGGAGGGGUAUCUCUGCUUGGUAGCAGAUGCAUGUCCUUGUUACAAAUAAAAGUUAAAAUACCUGUAGAGCUUUUUUGGUUUUAUGGUAGAGAUGACCUGGAUGCAGGAUAGACGUGAUUGAAACAACACGGUUAUUGGAGUGUAGAAAUGCUACUGUUCCUACUAAGAUUGGAACAGUCUGGAUCUAGCAAUCAGAUACAUUUCACAAGUAUUAAACUUGGUCUUUAUGCCUGUAGGUAUAAAUGUGUGUAAAUAAGUUCUGUUGUUGUUGAUUUGUACAUGUGUAGUCAUGUAGCACAUUUACUCAGAACUCUUACUUUGAAUGUAUUUCUUUCCCAGUACAUCCCAUGGUUAAAACAUUGGCAGUUAAAGCAGUUUUAAUGGCUUUUGGGGUACUAUCUCAUAUACAUACACUUUUUUUGCUCCUUCCCUAGGAAUACUUGCUGCCAUAAAGUCUGCUUUGGCUGUCUCUGUUUUCUUUAAAAAUAAUUCCUUUUUUUUUUUUUUUUCUCCCCGCAGUACAGUAUUAAAAAUUUUUGUUUGUUUUGUUUUUGCUCUCUUCUGGACUGAGAGUCAGGCUGCUGCUUUGCCUAAUGAGGCUCAAAAAAAUUUAUUCAUAGCAGGGGAAUAGCUCUUUCCUUACCAGAUUACAGUUUUAAUCUUUGUAACGGAAGUCUGUGUAAUUCCAGGUUUAAAAUUUGGUAAAGCUCCUUUGUUUUGUGAGGCCCUGUUUGUUCUUAAAAAAAAGUAUGUAAAAUAAAGAGAAAUGGAAGGUGA